GUGGAGGUGUGGACUUCUUCUCAGACUGGUUCAGAGUCUGGUUGAGUUCAGCAGGUUUCGUCAUUCAGCUUCAGAGUUCUCGUUUUACUGAUGGAGAAACUACCUGAACUCAACUGUCAGGAGAACAACCACUUUACAGGAGUUUAAUGGAAAAGAGAAGAACUGCUGCAGACAUGAAGUUAAGAGGAGGAGGAGGAGGAGGAGGAGGAGGAAGAGGAGCCAUGCUGCUGCUGCUGCUGCUCGGCUGCUGCUGCUGCACCAGAGGAGGAGGCAGAGUUUGCCAGGGGAUGAGUAACAUGCUGACGCUGUUGGGGACUCGUGAUAAUCACUAUGACAAGAUGGUGAAGAUGUACACCAACUGCUCCGUGGUGCUGGAGAACCUGGAGGUCACCUACACCCUGGAGCACCAGGACCUGUCCUUCCUCCAGACCAUCCAGGAAGUGGGCGGCUACGUUCUGAUCGCCAUGAACGAGGCCGCCGACAUCCCGCUGGUCAACCUGAAGCUGAUCCGAGGCCAGAACCUCUACGAGAACGAGUUCGCUCUGCUGGUGAUGUCCAACUACAACAGGAACCACUCGUCUGCGACCCUCAACUACACCGGCGGGCUGAGACAGCUGCAGCUCAGCAGGCUGACGGAGAUCCUGAAAGGAGGCGUGAAGAUGACCAACAAUCCGUUGCUAUGCAACACGGAGACGGUCCAGUGGGAGGACAUCCUGGACAGAGACAGCAACCCCACCAUGCUCCUCAAGACGGACACAUUCACACGUAAAUGUGACAGGUGUGACCCGGGGUGUGUGAACGGCUCGUGUUGGGCAGCAGGACCGGAUCACUGCCAGAGAUUCACCAGGCUGCAGUGUGCGGAGCAGUGCAGCAGAAGGUGUCGCGGCCCGAAACCCAUCGACUGCUGUAAUGAACACUGUGCUGCCGGCUGCUCUGGACCGCGAGCCACCGACUGUCUGGCCUGCAGGGACUUUAAUGAUGACGGAACCUGUAAAGGUGCUUGUCCUCCUCUGACGCUCUAUAACCUCAAAACCCACCAGGUGGACAACAACCCCAACGCCAAGUUCACCUACGGGGCGACCUGCGUCCCGGCCUGCCCACAUAACUACGUGGUGACGGGUGGAUCGUGUGUUCGGACCUGCAGCGCCGACAUGUACGAGGUGGAGGAGAACGGAGUCCAACGCUGCAAAACCUGCGACGGUCCCUGUCCUAAAGCCUGUGACGGAGUCGGAGUCGGCGCUCUGACCAACACCAUGGCCGUCAACGCCUCCAACAUCGAAUCCUUCAGGAACUGCACAAAGAUCAACGGGGACGUGUCCCUCAUCGAGACCUCCUUCACCGGGGACAGGCACUAUAAUAUCCCCCCCAUGGACCCGGCUAAACUGGAGUACUUCAGGACAGUGAAGGAAAUCACAGGUUUCCUGCUGAUCCAGGCCUGGCCGGAGAAUCUGACGUCUCUGUCGGCGUUUGAGAACCUGGAGAUCAUCAGAGGAAGAACAACACGCGCUCAGCAUAGUUUGGCGGUGGUGGGGGCGAAGCACCUCCGCUGGCUGGGUCUGCACUCUCUGAAGGAGGUGAGUGCCGGUCGGGUGUCGAUGAAGCUCAACUCUCAGCUCUGCUACAUGGAGAUCCAGUGGACCCGCCUCUUCAGAGCCAGCGACCAGACCGUCACCGUGAGCCUCAACGCUCCCCCGGACGUCUGCGAACGACAGAAUCGAACCUGUGACCUGGAGUGUACGGAGGAGGAGGGCUGCUGGGGUCCAGGUCCCACCAUGUGCGUCUCCUGUCGGCACUUCAGCCGUAGGGGGCGCUGUGUGGCGUUCUGUAACCUCCUGCAAGGCGAGCCCAGAGAGGUGGAGGUGAACAGCAGCUGUGUGCAGUGUCACCCAGAGUGUCUGCUGGAGACCGGGAUCCAGACCUGCAGCGGACCGGGUCCAGACCAGUGUUCCCAGUGCGCCCGCUUUAAAGACGGCCCCCACUGCGUGGCGCUGUGCCCCCACGGCAUGCUAGGAGACGGAGAGACGCGGAUCUGGAAGUACCCCGACGGGACCGGCCAGUGCCAGUCCUGCCACCAGAACUGCACCCGGGGGUGUUCAGCUGCUGGACUGUCUGGAUGUACCAGCGCCGCCUCCCACACCUCCACGUUGGCGGCGGCCGUGGUCGGUGGGCUCUUGAUCGCCGUCAUCGUGUCAUUGGUCAUCUUUGUGUUGCUGCGGCGACAACGAAUCAGGAGGAAGAGGACCACGCGCCGCCUGCUGCAGGAGAGAGAGCUGGUGCAGCCGUUGUCUCCGAGCGGUGAAGCUCCUAAUCAGGCGCUGCUGUGGAUCCUGAAGGAGACGGAGUUUAAGAAGAUCAGGGUGCUCGGCUCCGGCGCCUUCGGGACCGUCUACAAGGGUCUGUGGAUCCCUGAAGGAGAGAACGUGAGGAUCCGAGUAGCCAUUAAAGUUCUCCGAGAGGCCACAUCACCUAAAGCCAACAAAGAAAUCCUGGAUGAGGCGUACGUGAUGGCGAGCGUGGAACACCCUCACGUGUGUCGCCUGCUGGGGAUCUGCCUGACGUCGUCGGUGCAGCUGGUGACUCAGCUGAUGCCGUACGGCUGCUUGCUGGACUACGUCCGACACCACAGGGACCACGUCGGGGCUCAGUGGCUGCUCAACUGGUGUGUCCAGAUCGCCAAGGGGAUGAACUACCUGGAGGAGCGUCACCUGGUGCAUCGAGACCUGGCGGCGAGGAACGUCCUGGUGAAAACUCCUAACCACGUCAAGAUCACCGACUUCGGCCUCGCCAAGCUGCUGACGGCCGACGAGAAGGAAUACCACGCUGACGGAGGAAAGGUUCCCAUUAAGUGGAUGGCGUUGGAGUCGAUCCUCCAGUGGACCUACACACAUCAGAGUGAUGUCUGGAGCUACGGUGUGACGGUGUGGGAGCUCAUGACGUUCGGCUCCAAGCCGUACGACGGCAUCCCGGCCGGCGAGGUCGCCUCGGUGCUGGAGAGAGGAGACCGGCUGCCCCAGCCCCCCAUCUGCACCAUCGACGUCUACAUGAUCAUGGUGAAAUGUUGGAUGAUCGACCCGUCCAGUCGUCCCAGGUUUAGAGAGCUGAUAGUGGAGUUCUCAAAAAUGGCCAGAGAUCCGUCCCGAUACCUGGUCGGACAGGGCGACCUUCCCAGUCCGACAGACAGCAGGUUUUUCUCUCGCCUGCUGAGCUCAGACGAUAUGGACGAUGUGGUCGAUGCCGACGAAUAUCUGCUACCUAACAAAGGACUGAGUAACCAUGACAAACGACCCUGCAACGCCACGAACGGCCAUCCAGUCAGAGAGAACAGCAUCGCUCUGCGUUACAUCACCGAUCCGACUCACAACACGCCGGGCGGAGAAGACUUCACCACCCAUGACUACAUGAACCAGAGUCUGAGUGAAACCAGCCGGAGCAGCAGGCUGUCGGAGGUUAUGAAUCCCAACUACGAGGACCUGAGCCUGGGCUGGGGCGCCACCUCGCUCCCCUUCCCGCUGGAGGAUCUGAAGCCCUUCGCCCGAGUCCCCGAGGGACCUGAGUACCUGAACACCGCCCGAAGCUCGCUCCCCCUGGCCGCCAGCGACAGCCUGGACAACCCGGACUACCAGGCCGACUUCCUGCCACGGGCCACGCCCUCCGCCACUUUAACCGGGAACGGUCGGUUCCUCCCGGCGGCGGAAAACCUGGAGUACCUGGGUCUGGGUGCUGCGCUGCACGCCCCCGUCCGCUAGGAGGCAGCAACAUUCAGACACCUCAAACUGAAGCCGUGAGGCUCUGUGGGAACUCCCAUCGCCUACUUUGAUUUAAGCUGCUGACGGUAUUUAUUCAGCAUUUUCUGCUACACUGGAACACAACUUGCACUCAGACUGCUGAGUUCCUGAGGAGGAGCAGGAGAGCCAGACCUUUUCCAGGGAUUCAAACCGAUCUUCCGGUCACCAACCGGACGUUUCCUCCAACUUUUAAACGGCUGCGUUAACUUGUUUCAUGGUACGUGUCCACCGGGCCGCUUUUUAUCGAGAGGGGACGCGCCGCUUCCCAGCGUUGGACGCUUGGUGGGCCGCCACUAGACACAACACACGAGGCACCUGAUUGGACGAACGCUUUCCCUCCGUGGGCUGCUGCUCCCAGCUUUCAAACCGGAACCAACACGGAGGCUCGAUUGGAAACUUUAAGGGAUGCACCGAUACCGACACCGAUACCAGUAUCGGGUGUCGGGUCCGAUACUCUGCUCCUGUACUCAUACUCACAAAACGGCUCCGAUACCACUUUACGGCAGCGUGACGUUAACCUCUCAUCACCAU
Messenger RNA from Sebastes umbrosus (honeycomb rockfish), 4316 nucleotides. Its product is annotated as melanoma receptor tyrosine-protein kinase-like. Gene Ontology annotation, biological process: protein phosphorylation; cell differentiation; positive regulation of epithelial cell proliferation. The transcript is spliced from 27 exons. Gene Ontology annotation, molecular function: epidermal growth factor binding; ATP binding; epidermal growth factor receptor activity. The record is from RefSeq and is a predicted model, not a curated record. Gene Ontology annotation, cellular component: signaling receptor complex; basal plasma membrane. Bases 147 to 3746 code for a protein of 1199 amino acids. NCBI's taxonomy places the organism in Eukaryota, Metazoa, Chordata, Actinopteri, Perciformes, Sebastidae.